AUGGCUGAUUUCACCCCUGCGCAAAUCCAGAAAAGAGCAACUCAAGGCGCAUUUAUCAAGCGCCAGCUCUUCGUUGAACCACCCAUUACCUCCAUUGACGACGCGAAUCUAGCCGGAAAAACAGCCAUUGUUACAGGUUCUAACACGGGUAUCGGCUUCGAGUGCUGCCAGCAGCUUCUGGAUCUUGGCCUCAGCAAGCUCGUUAUCGCCGUUCGGACAGUAUCCAAGGGCGAGGAAUCCAAGAGACAGUUACUUGCGAGAAAACCAUCAACCAAAUGCCAGGUCGAAGUCACAAAGCUGGAUCUUUCGAGUUACGACUCUAUCCUUACCUUCGUGGAGUACGCUAAGGGACUCGAGAGGCUUGACAUCGUGAUCAACAACGCCGGUCUACUCAAGAGAACCUUUAAACAAGACCCAAACACCGGCCACGAGGAGACCAUCCAGGUCAAUCACCUCGGCAACUCUCUGCUCAUCAUCCUACUUAUUCCCGUGCUACAAUCGAAAAAUACCCCGACGGACCCUGGUCGCCUCUCCUUCGUCAACUCCGACACGCCUUCGUGGGCGAAAUUCAAAGAGAAGGACGCGGUGCCUCUCCUCCCAGGUUUCGAUCGCCCAGAGAACUUUGUCUUUGACGACCGGUAUUCAACAUCAAAGCUACUCGGUCAGCUCUUCUUAAAGGAACUCGCCAGUCGUAUUCCAGCAUCUGUCGUUGUCAUCAAUUGCAGCAACCCAGGUCUUUGCAAGUCUGGACUGAGCCGCGAGUUCAACGGCUCUUUUCUCGGGUACAUCGCGCAGAUCAUGCACUUUCUCCUCGCGAGGACGUCGUCUGUUGGGGCACGGUCGGUUGUCGAUGCGGCCGUCAACCAUGGAGCCAAAUCCCAUGGGCAGUAUAUUGAGGAUGGGGAGGUUGCGCCGAUGGCCCCCUUCGUGUACAAGCCCGAGGGCGAGAAGAUCGCCAAGCGGUUAUGGCAAGAGACGAUGGACGAGCUCGCUUUUGCGGGCGUAACGGAUAUCAUCAACAGCUUCAGUUCUAGCAAAUGA
Molecule: messenger RNA, 1041 nt
Organism: Aspergillus mulundensis
Lineage: Eukaryota; Fungi; Ascomycota; Eurotiomycetes; Eurotiales; Aspergillaceae
Product: putative Short-chain dehydrogenase family protein
Exons: 2
Coding region: 1-1041 (346 amino acids)
Source: RefSeq, a predicted model, not a curated record